GAAACUUCAAACCCAACAAGACAUUAAGACGAUUUUCACAGCGUUUCUCAUUUCUCCUAUUAAUCUGUUCAUUGAUUUCAAAGCGGAAUAGCACGGAAUCAAGAAGAAAAUGAUCAUUCCGAUUCGAUGCUUUUCGUGCGGAAAGGUUGUCGGGGAUCUGUGGGAGCGUUAUUUGCAGCUGCUGGACGAGGGAAUCCCAGAUGGUGAUGCAAUGGACCAGUUGGGUUGCAAGCGAUAUUGCUGUCGCCGAAUGAUAAUGACCCAUGUUGAUUUGAUUGAGAAAUUACUUCGCUACAACCCGGCUGAAAGAGACCGUGCGAAAGCUCAAAUAUAAAUUCGGACCCAAACGGAGAAGACGACGGGAAAUAACCACGCCAAACACUCGGGAACUUUCCUGCAAUCAAUCAAAUUGAUGUAUCACCAAAUAGUCAGCCGGAUUAUGAUUGAACUCGGCAGCGCAGCCCGUCCCAUACUCAGUUACUAGGACGUCCAAAGUGAUUUGUCGGGCCUUGGUUGCACUGUGAUAGCAUAAGACAAUGAUUCGAUGCCGUAUUAUCAAGUCAUUGGAAACGGUUCCAAUGAAUGAAUCACUGCUCUUGGCACAGCGUUGGUUAUUUUCGGGACACAGAGCGCUUCAAAGAAUACGCAUACAAGCGUCGUUUGCUACAUUGGAAUUUUCUUUCUUGGCGUUAGGGUGAGGGUUCCUGUACAUCUAUGACCACGUUUUACUUUCAUCACAGA
This is a messenger RNA of Aspergillus ruber CBS 135680, 741 nucleotides long. RefSeq names its product DNA-directed RNA polymerase core subunit RPB10. Gene Ontology annotation, molecular function: DNA-directed RNA polymerase activity; zinc ion binding; DNA binding. Lineage: Eukaryota; Fungi; Ascomycota; Eurotiomycetes; Eurotiales; Aspergillaceae. The transcript is spliced from 4 exons. Bases 110 to 334 code for a protein of 74 amino acids. Gene Ontology annotation, biological process: transcription by RNA polymerase II; transcription by RNA polymerase I; tRNA transcription by RNA polymerase III. Gene Ontology annotation, cellular component: RNA polymerase III complex; RNA polymerase I complex; RNA polymerase II, core complex. The record is from RefSeq and is a predicted model, not a curated record.